This is a messenger RNA of Ostreobium quekettii, 1149 nucleotides long. The record is from the annotation of a GenBank genome assembly. Lineage: Eukaryota; Viridiplantae; Chlorophyta; Ulvophyceae; Bryopsidales; Ostreobiaceae.
AUGUCUGCAUUUAGAAGCUGCAUUACACAUGUUAUUUGCAAGUGCAUUCUCGUUCUACCCUGUGGCAGGCGUCGAUCGGAAGUGAUGUUGGACUCUGGAGAAGUUCCAGUUGAGCCACGGCAGAUGCGAACCAGAAAACAGAGAACAGCCCAGGGGUGUUGUGGUAUUGGCCCUCUUGGAAGACAACAGGAGCAUGACAGCAGGGAGUGGUGCACUGGAAUCGAGGAGCGGAGAUGCGCCCCUUGGAAUGGGUGGCUGAAGUUCUUCCAAACUGACUAUGAAGCAGAGUUUUGGAACGCCAGGAUGGCUAACCUGCUGCAAGGCAGAGAUUUCCUUGCCUUUGCCUAUGCCCUGAUGUAUUUUGCUUGCAUGGCGCUCCAAUUUGCACAGCUUCAGGGCGAGGCCCCCGGCGUAGCGCACAAAGUGGACGGCUUUCUUGUGGUGUUCCUGGUUUUCGUAGGAUGGGCGGCAGUGGAGAGCUACAGGUCGUCAGACCGAUACAGAUCUCAUCGGCUAGUGGUUGUUGGAAGUGUUAGGUUCCUGUCCGUCAUUUUCAGCUCGAGGUACACAUCGAUGCUGGACCCACACAUGGCAGAUGUCGGGACUUUCUUCCAUGUGCUGCUCCGCAAGUCCACAUUGACAGUGCUGAUGAUAUCCCCGCUGCUCUUGCAGCUUCCCUUCCCGGUGCAUACCGCCGUGAACAGCGCAAGCCUGCUGGUUGCACUGCUGUGGGCCACUCCCAAUUACUGCCAGGCCUGGACAGGGUCCUACAGCUUCACUCACGUUGCAAAACUGCUCGAAGAGGGCGUGAACACUUUCUUGAUGAUGGGGGCCGGUGGACAGGCAGAUUCGAGCAAGGAAAUUUCGUCGGGGCAGUCCUGUUGGCUCGUUGUGUCGUUCAUCCAGGUCGUGCUGGGGUUUGUGGUGCCGACUGCGCUUGUUUAUGGCAUGGAAGCGCUUGCGCGCACACAGUACUUGCUCCAAAGAUUCCCAGCGACAGCUCGCUUCUGCCUGCCCGAGCGCCAUGGUCUAGUGGUACUGAUAGUGGGGAUGGUUGCUGUCACCUCAUCGGUGGCGUGGAUAUGCCUCAGGGCAUUCCUGGAACUUGGUGAACUGAAUCUUGGGGCUUUGGGAACAACCUCUAGCUAG